AUGGAUCCCGAGGAAUCGACGGCGUCGCCUGUCGACCGCGGCGAGCAGCACCCGCCGCGUCCCAUGCCGACCGACCUCCCGACCUCCCUCAACGACCGUCGCCACGCCCCUACGGAAUACAUCGUCCCCGAGACGGAGAUUUACGACGGCUGGCAAGGCGAAUCCCAGUUUCUCACGACACCCGCCGUCGCGAAGCCGCUCAACUUUGCCAACCUCUCCCUCAACCACAACGACUACGAGGGUGACAUCACAAAGGGCCCCAAGGACAGCGACGCUCGCCUCAUGGAGAUGCUCGCCGCCCAAGCAGCCGCUCAACAGGCGGGCCACGGCGCCGAGGACGACAACGCCAUCGCUGAAAAUGACAAGAUUUCCGACGACGAGAAGAAGGAUGCCCUGCAAAAGUCUCUCACCAUGGCCGCCAGCAACGGCGACGUGGACAAGAUUACAAGAAUGCUUUCCGGCAAAGCCAAGGCGUACAUCGAUGUCAACGCGCCCGACGAGGAUGGCACGCCGCCACUCAUCUACGCAAGCUGCUUUGGCCACGAAGGCGUGGUCAAGGCUCUGAUCGAUGCAGGCGUCGACGUCAACAAGCAAGACCAGAACCAAUGGAGCGCCCUGAUGUGGGCAAUGACGAAUCGCCAUAAGAAUAUUGCCAAGCUCCUGCUCGACAGCGGCGCCUCCUCCGACCAAAAAACCUCCUCCGGCCGAACAGCGUUCGAUUUUGUGCCACCCGACAGCGACAUGUCCUUUUACCUCCAUGACAACGGUUAUAAUAUUGGCAACGCUGGAAUGGGCGACGACUUUUACAAUCCCGGGUUUUCUCAAGAUCGGUUUGAGGAAGAAAUGGCUGAGAAUGAGAUGCGCCGCCGACUCAUGAUGGAAAGUGCGCGCGAUCUAGAGGUUGACCUAGGAAACGUAGGCAUGGACGAUCAACCAGAGCCCGCGGAAGAAUUUGAAGAAGAGCAGCAGGAAUUUGACUGGGGGCGAUGUUUACACGACCAAAUGUUUGUUUUUCAAGAGCACGAACUCGACCGCAUACUCGACAUCAUUAUAACCAGGAUGACGCCGCAACGAUCGCCAUCGCAAAAACCGGUUCCAGCAAAUAUGAUUUUCCUCAGCGCGCGAUACGCACAUUACCACGCAAGCCCAGAGCUUUUGGAACGAUUGCUGGUCUCCGCGAUGGACCUUAUUAACAACAAGGUCGAGGCGUGCCAGUGGGACAUGACCAUUCUAGCCUUCUGGAUCUCCAACGCGACGUUGCUGCUACACUACCUCAAAAAGGAUGCGGGUCUAGUAGAGGCAACGUCGGAAUUUCAAACACAGCUGGCAGACCUCAUCAAUGAGAUUUUCAUCCUCAUCGUGCGCGACGCUGAGCGACGUCUGGACAAGGUGUUGGAUCCGGCCAUGUUGGACCACGAGACGAUCCCAGGCUUCGAGGACAUUACCUUUCAAAACGAGUGGAAGCUGUUUAAGCGAAAGACUGCGGUCAAACAAGAGCCGCUGGAAAAGCGGUAUAGGCCACCCUCGCCCAAGCAAAGAGCUAAACCGUCGCCGCGUAACGUCACAUCGCUGCUCUCCUCCACCGUGUUUGUGCUGGACCUGUACGACAUUCACUCGGUGAUUACGACACAAAUCAUUUCGCAACUACUGUACUGGAUUGGGGCCGAGCUGUUUAACCGCGUCAUGUCGAAUAGGAAAUACUUGGCGAGGACCAAGGCCAUGCAGAUUCGCAUGAACGUUUCACUUUUGGAAGAGUGGGCUCGGACCAACAACCGACAGGCCGAGCACUACGAAGGGGGCGAGACAAAGUCGACGGGCGAGACGACGGCAGGCGCAAGCCGGCGGCACCUGGCGCCCGUCAUCCAGCUCCUGCAGUGGCUGCAGUGCUUCUCGUCGCUGGUCGAAGACGACCUGGAGGAGCUCGUGGGGACCCUGCAGCAGCUCAAACGCCUGACGCCGCAGCAGCUGAUUCAUGCGGCGACGCAUUAUCGCGCCGAGGUGGGCGAGAAGCGGCUGCCCAAAAGCGCGACCAAGUACCUGCUAGAGAUCCAGAAGGAGGCGGCGCUGAAACGGGACCGGCGGCGGAGCCGAGCCGCGUCGCCGCUGCCCAAGACGGGCGGCGGCCCGGAAACGAGCGCGCCGUCGACGCCGGUCAAGAACAGCGGCGGCAAGAACGGGCUGGGCGCGUCGCCCUCGACCGCUCAGAGCACGCCGGCCCGCGGGGGCCACGACGUCGACGGCGGAGGGGACGGUUGGGAUGACGACGACGACGAGGCGCCGCCGAAUCUGCUGAUGGACCCGGCGCUGAUGCUGCCGUUCACGCUGCCGUCGGUGACGGACAUGCUCAUCUCGUACGGGGCGGGCUUCGGCGGCGUCAACAGGGAGCGCGAACGCAAGUACAUACCCACGGUGCCGCCCGAGUUCCUGGACAAGCUCGAGGUGGCGAGCGGCGGCGGGCGCAAGGACCCCAUGUUUGCGGAGAAGGACUGGGAGAACGAGGAGGUUUGA
This is a messenger RNA of Cordyceps fumosorosea ARSEF 2679, 2508 nucleotides long. RefSeq names its product DIL and ankyrin domain containing protein. The record is from RefSeq and is a predicted model, not a curated record. Gene Ontology annotation, molecular function: GTPase binding. Bases 1 to 2508 code for a protein of 835 amino acids. NCBI's taxonomy places the organism in Eukaryota, Fungi, Ascomycota, Sordariomycetes, Hypocreales, Cordycipitaceae. The transcript has 4 exons.